UGGCUACCGAUGGCUUCGUAUAUCAUGGCUCCCCUUUUUUGCUUUUUGCCUUCUUCUUUGUUUUCGCUCUCUACCUACCAUCCCGCCUCAUCCCCGUUCAUUCUCUUGCGCGUCUUGGCCAAUCGCCUUUGGAUAACCCUUCCUUUGCUCUGUCGAGCCCUUACCUUCUUUUCGGGAUCUAGAAUCAAUUGGGCUUUAGCUCCCUUCCUAGAACCACAUUCAUUUUUUGCCAUUCAAUCCAUAGGUUGUCUUACCUCGUCACGCAAGACACGGCAGCUUGUCUCUUGCCAACGAAUCGAUAUAUAAGACUGGAAACCCAACCUCUCCCAGCCUUCACAUUCUCUUGUCCAACUCAUCAUCUACAGCAUUCACAGCUUCAUUCUUUAGGACGGCGACGCCUCCUUUGACUUCGUUCCUUGUCUUGUUUGACUUGACACACACAUACUCGCCCGGAGCAGUACCGCAUUCCUUCACCUCAAGUCAACAAACGAGAUCUUCAAGUGCUUGCACUCAUACACUCCCUAAGCUGCCUGUUUGUUGGACCCUUUUUGUCUUCAGCAGCCUCUUUUCAUACAUUUCGACUAUCAGUGUCCCCUUCGAUUCGAUUCUUUGGAAACAACCAGAUCAACUUUUCUUCAAAAUGUACUUCAACAGCAUCGCUACCGUCUUUGGCCUGGUUGCCACCGCCAAUGCUCACAUGCUCUUGGCCUACCCUCCUCCUUUCCCCGGUAACCAGAACGGUCCUCUUGGAGAUGGCAUCAACUUCCCCUGCCAGGGCAAGAUGUCGGGUGGCACCCCCACCACAAUGUCCCUCGGAUCGACUCAGAAGCUCACCUUCCAGGGUGGUGCUACCCAUGGUGGCGGCUCCUGCCAGGUCGCCCUGACUGACGAGACCGCCCCCACUGCCGCGACCAAGUUCCGCGUCAUCACUUCGAUCCAGGGUGGCUGCCCCCUCAGCAGUGACGGCAACAACGGCAACGAUGCCAGCGCCGCUCUCGACUCUGGUCUUCAGUUCAAAAUUCCCGACGACAUCCCCGCCGGCAAGUACAUCCUGUCCUGGACCUGGAUUAACCGCAUUGGCAACCGCGAGUUCUACAUGAACUGCGCCCCGGUCACCCUCACUGGAACCGGCGGUGACAAGUCCAACCUCGACAAGCUCCCGGAGAUCUUUGUCACCAACUCGCCUUCGUCCAACACCUGUCAGACUCCUGAAGGUUCCGACUACGCUUACCCCAACCCUGGUGCCGUUGUUUUCAACAAGGGCAACCCGUCGAGGCUCGUGAAGCUUACCUGCCCUGCCAACACUCCUGGUGGUCAGCCCGGUACCCAGACCGCUCCCAGCACUGGCAGCGGCAGCGGCAGCGGACAAGGCGACAAGCCUGCUGACACCGAGAAGCCCGCUGGUGGUGACAAGCCAUCCACUUCUCCUCUCCCUGGCAACGGCGUCAAGGCCCCGGCUCCUGGAAACAACCCUGUUGAGCAGCCUGCCGCUUCGUCUGCCACACCUACUGCUACUCCCACUCCCAAGGCCCCCGUCUCUAAGCCUCCUGUCGCUCCCUCUGCUCCCUCUCCUUCGCCGGCCACUGGCAACAAGGGCUCUGGCAACAGCGGCUCUGGCAACAACGAGGGAGCCAGCUCAGGCGGUGCUUGCACCCCCGGCCAGUUCAAGUGCGUUGGUGGCAGUGCCUUCCAGCAGUGCACCGCCGGUCAGGUCUGGGCUGCUCAGAUCCAGAUGGCCGCCGGCACCAAGUGCGACUCGGGCGCGGUCACCACCUCUCUGUACAGCCUCAGCAAACGGGAGGUCAGCUUCCGCGCUUAAAGCCAUUGCUAGUUCAAUGACAUGGGCGACCGGAGAGGCAGAGGCCUUAGAUGGCGGUUUGUAUUCACUUCUUGUACGAGCCUUUGGCUCAUUUUUUUAGGGACGGGAUUUUUGUGUUCACGACAUCAUGCAUGGGCCGGCUAGGCGAAACCAGUUUUGUACUUGUUAUUUUUUAUCUUGUUUUCUUUUGUCGACUCGGUUUGGACAUAUGAUACCAUUCUUUCCCCAUUCCUUUGGAAAGGAUCUUACAUUCUACUGUACAUAGCACAUUUUCUUCACAACUUUACUGGUGGGCGGUUACUCUCGAGGUGACAGACACCAAAAAAAGGGGGAUCAGAUGAUCAGACUUAGCAUACACUUGCAAUAGACCUUGCUCUAGCAACGAUUUCUUUCUGUCAAAAAAUUCGACCGUGGUUAUUCCUG
Molecule: messenger RNA, 2242 nt
Organism: Pyricularia oryzae 70-15
Lineage: Eukaryota; Fungi; Ascomycota; Sordariomycetes; Magnaporthales; Pyriculariaceae
Exons: 2
Coding region: 641-1819 (392 amino acids)
Source: RefSeq, a predicted model, not a curated record